AUGAUUGUCAUCACUUGGCUGCAGUACCGGUUUUGCUGUUUAGGACGCGUAAUUCGUAUGCCAGAUGAUCACUUGCCUCACAGAGCUUUCUUCACCCAGUUUCGGAGACGACCGAGUAGCGGUCAGUCCAUGAUAUGGCAACGAAACAUGAAAGCCCUUAACAGUUGCGUUGAUAAGUACCGUCUCCGGGGGCCAAGACCGCAGGAUGUGACGAACGAAUGGUUAGUUGCUGAAAACUCUCGCCCUUCUUGGGGCUCAUCAGGCAGGCACCGUCCCCGAGUGUCCGUCAACCUCAUGUCCUACUUGAAACCGAAUCGCACGAAACUAGCGGAAUACACUCAUUUGCAAGCUAAUUUGUUGUCAGACAGACACUGUAUCCGGACUGAGAAGGUCAGAACAGCUUUUGUGAACUCGCGUGACCCAUGGGGCAGGCGUGACCUAAGCUUAUCCGUCAAGGUCGAGUUUACAAUGCUGCGAUGCGCCCCAUAUUACUAUACGGAUCGGAAAGCCUGGCCGCUGCGCGCCGAGGACGUCAAAAGACUUUCAUCGUUUGACCAUCGAUGUCUUCGGAGCAUUGCCUGA
Opisthorchis viverrini is the source of this 582-nucleotide messenger RNA. RefSeq lists its product as hypothetical. The record is from RefSeq and is a predicted model, not a curated record. Lineage: Eukaryota; Metazoa; Platyhelminthes; Trematoda; Opisthorchiida; Opisthorchiidae. Bases 1 to 582 code for a protein of 193 amino acids. The transcript is spliced from 4 exons.